This is a messenger RNA of Aedes aegypti (yellow fever mosquito), 1691 nucleotides long. Its product is annotated as ejaculatory bulb-specific protein 3. Gene Ontology annotation, cellular component: cytoplasm. The transcript has 3 exons. Lineage: Eukaryota; Metazoa; Arthropoda; Insecta; Diptera; Culicidae. Gene Ontology annotation, molecular function: ornithine decarboxylase activity. The record is from RefSeq and is a predicted model, not a curated record. The coding region runs from base 979 to 1353 and encodes 124 amino acids.
GACAUCGACGCAGAUUUGAGGAAAUUCCGCGAAACAUCGUAUAUUAUUUGGGAGAAUUUAUAUAGCAAUCGCAGUGAACUCAUAUUUGCUGGCAUUUUUAUUUGGGAUGGGGUGUUGCAAAUUUUUCCGACGAUUGUUUUGCGCACUAUAAAAUAGAGAGAUUCACAUUUCCUUGAACCUCAAUUGCUAGUCCCUUUUGGUGGGAUGACGCUCAUGUGAGCCACAGUAUCUAUGGCGGAAGACAGUCAGUUUAAAAAAAAAGUUCUUCCGGUCCCAUCGCUCACUCCCGCAGAAGCAAUCGACACAAUUGAUGGACCAAACACUACUCGUUAAAAAAUGUAUAGAAGAUAGCAGAACGUAAAUUAGGAUUGAUAUUGAUCCCAUGGAUCUAAUAGUCCAUAAAUCUGUGUAUACUUGAAUUGAAUGCUUUUUAUGUUCAGUUAAAAUAGGCGUGAACCGGCAUGGUUCUUAUUCAUUCCAGAUAACAUUUCUAGCUACUUGUCUACCUUGAGCAGAUCAAAUUAUGGUGGAUCAUCAAAUUGCGAUGUAUAUUGAAUCGAUUCAGUUCAUAUCUACUUGCCCUGAUGAGGGUGGCGGUCGAGGCAUCUCAACAGCUCUUUGUCUGUCAUAUGGCAAUAUCCACUUUAUGGCCUUGAAGCUGAGAUGCGGCUAACACCGUUUACGUAACACACUCCGUAUAAGUUUGUAGCUUGUUGAUAUGCGAUGAAACCUGCUGAAUCUCGAUCGCUACUUGUCUAUGGCAUAAUAGAAAACCCCCCUCAGCUGAGUCUUAGAGUCGGUGGGUGUGAACAUCUUCAGUCUAGUUGUGACUGAUGAUCCGUGAACUGGUGUUCUCAAGAUAGUUGCUCGGAAUAAGUCCCAAAGAGAAAGGUUUUGUACUGUAGCCGGUACUUAGGCGAAGUUACCCGAUGUAUAAAUUGAGUUAGAUGUUUUAGAUCGACAUCCAAAUCAACAACCAUGAAGAUCGUCAUCCUAUGCGCUCUGGUUGCGAUGGCCAUCGCCCAGGACAGCUAUCCGACCAAGUACGACAAUAUCGAUGUGGAUGAAAUCCUCAACUCGGAUCGUCUCUUCAAGAAUUACUUCAACUGCCUGAUGGAAGCCGGGCCAUGCACUCCGGAAGGAAACGAGCUGAAGAAAUACCUGCCGGAUGCCAUUUCUACCGGAUGCACCAAAUGUAACGAGAAGCAACGUGAAGUCACGGCCAAGGUGGCCAAGUUCCUGAUCGAACAGCGUCCAAAUGAGUGGAAUGCCCUGCGAGGCAAGUACGAUCCUGAUAACACCUUCGCUGAGAAAUACAAAGAUGAAGCUGCCAAGUUUGGAAUCAAGCUGUGAGGAUUGAAGAGAUGUACCAAAUUGUUACACCGAUAGAAUUUAACUCGAGAUCAAGCAUCCUUUACUGAAUAUAGGCCAUUUCUUUCGUAAAACGCAACACAAACUCCUCACAAUCACAACAGUGCAUUUGACAGUUUUUCAAAUAUAAACUUGAAUUUUCACUUGACAUAAAUAAAAUCAAUAGGAUAGCAACCAAACCAAAUUACUAUGUACAAUUGUCAUCAAUUGUGAAGUAUAAUUCACAUAGUCCCUUACUUCUUCUAGACAAAUUAAAAAAAAAUCAAUUUUGAAUUUUCUGAAUACAUCGAUUUUGAGAUAUUCAUUUUAGUCUUAGCAAA